UUCAUGUUUCUGUUGCAUUCACUGGUAUCUCUGAGACGUACGAGUCAGUUCUGGUCUAGUGGCUUGGCUGGUGAAGCUCCAGGAGGACGUGAUGGGUUAAAGAAACAAGGAAGUUCCUGUGUGGUCAUUUAUAGAAUGAGUAAAGUCCACCAGAAGAGAAAACAAGGAAGUGUUUCAUGGAUAGGGAUCGUUUCCUUGCACCGAGCCGCUUCAGGCUGUUUGAGGCUCCAUCAAAGGAAUGAUGACCAGCAAAGUACAGAGACUGGACUCAGGAAAUGAACAGGAGCUCCUCAGAUUACGCCGGGCUUCAUCUAUAACGUCCGGUCAGAAUUACCCUCAGUACAACUGGAACUCCCCAGAAGAGAGGGAUGCUGGGAAUGCCGAGGCGCCCCGGGAACUCAGGACCAUCGCUUGGCCCAUGGCUCUGAAGAGAUCUGUGAGGCAGGUGCAGCAGAUGCAGGUUCCUGCUUCCUCCAACGCUGCAUCCUGGAAACACAACAAGACCAAAUCUUUGCGCAAACUCAAAAACAACUUUAGGGAAUUUCUUUACUAUUUCACACUAUGGGGCAGGUCUUUACAGAAGAUUGGAGGGAACUUUGGAGGUGGCGUCCAGUCCUACUUCCUCUUUCUUCGAUUCCUGGUGGUUCUUAAUUUUGUUUCCUUCUUACUGAUCGCUGGCUUUGUCAUCAUUCCCAGCUUUGUGUUGGGAUCCGCAGAGAGCGGCUUUGUGAACCGCACAGAGGAAGGGCCAUGUAUGACAUACGACCCUAAUCCGAACACCUUGGUGGCUUUCUAUGAGUACUUUCUUCACUUACUGUCGGGAACGGGUUUUAUGGAGGAUUCAUUUAUGUUUUAUGGCUACUACAACAACAACACAGGGACCGAGGAUGGGAGCCGUGCCUACAACAUCCCCCUUGCCUACAUCUUUACUGCCAUCUUCUACUUUGCUUUCUGUCUCUGUUGCAUCAUAGCUCGCAUGGGGACUGCAGCUCGAGUUGCUGUGGCAACGGGAGGCAGCACUGUAGGCAACUACAGCAUGAUCGUGUUCACCGGAUGGGACUUUGGUUGCCUGGGAAACCAGGCUACCAAACUGAAGCAGAAAAACAUCUACUACCGGCUGCAGGUGGACCUGGAGGAGGAGCGCAUAAAGAAACAAGCAGCUUCUCUCACGCCGUGGAGGAAAGUUGCUUUAUACUCUCUGCGCAUUUUAAUGUUUGUUGUUGCGCUCGGGCUCAUCGGAGCGGCCUUCUUUGGCAUCUUCAAGGCCACUGACUUCAGCCAGAAACACAUGGAGCAGCCUGGCUUCCUAGGUUUGCUCAUCGAGUUUCUGCCGUCCAUCGUCAUCACGACGGGAAACUUCUUGGUGCCUCUGCUGUGUGACCAAAUCGCCUUAAUAGAAAAAUAUUCUCCCAGCAUUACUGUGGUGAUGGCGUUGUUAAGGGCAGUGGUCCUGCGCCUAGUGAGCUUAGGCAUCCUUCUCUUCACCCUGUGGAGUCAGAUCACCUGUAGCGGGAACGCAGAAGCGUCUGCGUGUCAGCAGUGCCGAUACGAUCAUGAAAAAUACCCGUGCUGGGAAACCCGUGUAGGACAGGAGAUGUACAAACUCAUGCUGUUUGACCUGCUGGUAAACAUCGCUCUGCUCGUGCUUGUCGAGUUUCCACGCAGGAUUGUGGUGGACAACUGGUCCUGUAAGCUGUCUCAGCUGGUGGGCCGCCAGGAGUUCGUUGUCCCUUCCAACGUCCUCGGGCUUGUUUAUGGUCAGACGGUGGUCUGGGCUGGAGCUCUGUUCUGCCCUCUGCUGCCUCUCAUGAACACCAUUAAAUUUGUCAUCCUCUUUUACUGCAAGAAGAUCACACUCUUCCACAACUGUCGGCCAGCGCUGAAGACGUUUCGGUCCACCACCUCCACCUUCUUUUUCCUGGUGGUGCUUCUGUUUGGCUGGACGUUGGCCCUGGUUGUUAUGAUUUACAGCCUUGCUGUGAUCAACCCUUCGAUGGCGUGUGGGCCUUUCCGCUUCUUCCCCUCCAUGUGGAAGAUUGUUCCAAACUCUUUCUACUGUCUCUCUAAAGUUACACAGGAUUUUCUCUUCUUCAUUGGCUCACAGGCAUUUUCCAUACCUCUUUUUGCUUUAUCAUGCGUGAUUAUGUGCUAUUUUGUAGCAUUAGCUUCCAUCUAUGGAAAAAGUGUUGAGAUGCUCAAAGCUCAGCUUAAGUUGGAGGGUCAAGAUAAGCAGUUUUUGGUCAAACAGAUUGAAAGAAUAAAGCAGCAACAUCUGAUGCCAGCACUCAGUGCAGAAGUACAAGACUGAACACAACCGAUGACCACGUUUAGUUUUUCUGACCUAAAUAAUGAAGUAACUAAUAUGUCUUCUGGGGGGGAGAAAUCUCAUUAAUCCAGACUAGAUCUCAUUUGACAAUUACUAUAUUCAUUUACAGCGUUUCUGUUGUGAAGCUGAAACAAUAAGAGAAUUUGUUAUUUAAAGUCAGUAUAAUUUUGAUUGUUGUUCUAAACAUUAGUGUUGAAUUAAUAAACAUGCACAGAAUUUA
This is a messenger RNA of Nothobranchius furzeri (turquoise killifish), 2546 nucleotides long. RefSeq names its product transmembrane channel-like 4 (gene tmc4). Gene Ontology annotation, cellular component: plasma membrane. Lineage: Eukaryota; Metazoa; Chordata; Actinopteri; Cyprinodontiformes; Nothobranchiidae. The record is from RefSeq and is a predicted model, not a curated record. Gene Ontology annotation, molecular function: mechanosensitive monoatomic ion channel activity.